CUCAACAAAUUCUCCUUAGCAGUCCUCUCGCCCUGAAAAAAAACGAAAGAAACUCUUACAAAUCCAACGGUCAACGCUCAGCAUAAGCUCGCUCAGUGGGAUCUAAAAAGAUGAAUAAGCUCUUUACUUUGCCAUUAACAGUCUUUUUAUCUCUGGUUCUAUUAGUGGGAGAGGCGAAAACUAUUGACCCUUACGAGGUUCUUGGGGUUGAGAAGAACGCAAGUCAACGUGAAAUACAGAAAGCCUUCCACCAGCUUUCUCUUCAAUAUCAUCCUGACAAGAAUAAAAAUAAGGGUGCUCAAGAGAAGUUUGCUGAGAUUAAUAAUGCAUAUGAGAUUCUAUCAGAUGAAGAGAAAAGGAAAAAUUAUGAUCUAUAUGGAGAUGAAAAGGGCAAUCCUGGAUUUGAUGCUGGCUAUCCUGGGGACCAGGGUGGAUAUACUUAUUUUAAAGGCGGUAGACACAGGCAAAAUCGGUUUACAUUCAGGCCAGAUGAAUGGCAAAACAUGGAGGGGCAGGGAGGUUCCCAAUCAUUCUCAUUUUCCUUUGGUGGUCCUAGUGCUCAGAGUUCUUUUGGUUUUGGCCUGAAUGAUAUUUUCUCCAAUAUUUUUGGUGGUGAUGGUGGUGGCAAUCAGUUUGGUGGUUUCAGUGGUUUUUCCAGGUCUCAAUCCAGUUUUCACUCUGGCUCUAGAAGCUCCCCUAAGGGUUUCAAGCCUAUAAAUUCUAAAAUUUUCAGGAAAGAAAUUGCUGACCAAGGCAUGACUUGGCUUUUGUUAUCCUAUACUCCCUCUUUGAGGGGGAGCCGUUAUUAUGAAUCAAUCAUACAGGAGGUUGCUGUUUCAUUGCAAGGAGCUCUAAAGGUAGGAAGCAUUAAUUGUGAAACUGAAAAGUCCUUUUGUACUGAGCUUGGCAUACAUCCCCGCCAAGAACCUAGGGUAUUUGUCUACUCAUACAAAGCAAAUGAUAAGGGUUCUUUGGUGGAAUACAAUGGUGAUUUGCUUGCUAGGAAUUUGAAGACUUUUUGCCAAGAACAGUUGCCAAGGUUUUCAAGGCGGAUUGAUCUGAAACACCUUGAGACUUCCUCUGGUAGCAGGGAAAAACUCCCCAGAGUUUUGCUUCUCUCCACCAAAAAAGAUACACCUGUGAUCUGGCGUGUCCUUAGUGGCUUAUAUCAUAAUCGCUUCAUUUUCAAUGAUGCAGAGGUUCAUGGUGUUAGUGAUCCAAUGGUAAAGAAGUUGGGAGUUGAUGCACUUCCAGCUAUAGUUGGUUGGUUAUCAAAUGCGGAAAAGCAUGUCUUAAAAGCAGGGAUUUCUGUGAAAGAUUUGCAAUCUGCAAUUCAAGAUCUUAGUACCUUGCUUGAUGGGUUUGAUAAAAAGAAUAAGAAGAAAGCAUCAAGUCAGGCCAGAAAGCAGAAUGAUCCUGUUGAGGAACACUUACCUUUGCUGACGAGUUUGAAUUUUGAUGCUCUAUGUGGGGAAAAGAACCCUGUUUGCAUCAUAGGUGCUUUCAGAACUUCAAAAGCAAGGGAGAAACUGGAAUCCAUUUUAGCUACGGUCUCUCAAAAAUCAUUUUCAAGGCAACGAGCAGCAGCAUCUGGAUGUAGGGAUUCUAUUACCUAUGCUCUCUUAGAUGCAAACAGGCAGCCAGCAUUCUUAAAUGCAUUUGAAAAAUCUGGAUUCAAGUGGUCAGAUAAGGUAUUGUUGGCCUACAAACCUCGAAAGGGGAAAUAUGUCACCCUGGAGAGUGAAAUGACUGCAGAAGAAGUGGAGAGAUUUAUUAGCUCUGUUCUUAAUGGAGAUAUACAAUUUACCAAAACAAGACAGAAGCCAGUGAUCAAAUGAGACGGGUAAUGUUAACAAAUUAGAAUCAGAUUUCUGAUCUGAUGUACAGGUAUAGGUUACGGCUUUGCUGUUGAAGUUAGAAGUCCGUGAUCAACAGAGUGAAAAUCAUGAUCACUGGAGUGUAUACGUAUAGGUUACUUCGGCUUUGCCAGGAAGUUGCUGCAUGUUCGAGAGUAUUAACAAUUAAUUCAAAUUUAAUUUUGAAACGUUUUAAUUAUAAAA
Messenger RNA from Hevea brasiliensis (rubber tree), 2060 nucleotides. RefSeq names its product dnaJ protein ERDJ3A. The transcript is spliced from 7 exons. NCBI's taxonomy places the organism in Eukaryota, Viridiplantae, Streptophyta, Magnoliopsida, Malpighiales, Euphorbiaceae. The record is from RefSeq and is a predicted model, not a curated record. The coding region runs from base 111 to 1838 and encodes 575 amino acids.